Messenger RNA from Phodopus roborovskii (desert hamster), 684 nucleotides. RefSeq names its product prolactin. Gene Ontology annotation, biological process: positive regulation of cell population proliferation; response to nutrient levels; female pregnancy. Gene Ontology annotation, molecular function: prolactin receptor binding; hormone activity. The record is from RefSeq and is a predicted model, not a curated record. The transcript has 5 exons. Gene Ontology annotation, cellular component: extracellular region. NCBI's taxonomy places the organism in Eukaryota, Metazoa, Chordata, Mammalia, Rodentia, Cricetidae. Bases 1 to 684 code for a protein of 227 amino acids.
AUGCAGCAAACUCUGAGUCAACCAUGUUCCUGGAUGCUUCAGCUUCUGCUAGUUUCAAACCUUCUCCUAUGGGAGCAUGCAGUCUCUGCACCCAUGUGCCUUGCCACAGAAGGAUACACCGAGUUGCCCAUUGAAGAACUCUUUGACCAGACAAUUGUUGUGGCUCAGUAUACCUCUAACCUCACCAAACAAAUGUCUGAGAAGUUUGAUGAAAGCUUUGCCAAAAGGCUGGUACACAAAGCCAGCAACUCCAGCACCUGUCACACUGCCUCCCUUGCUACUCCAGAAACCAAUGAACAAAUCCAGCGGACACACUUAGUUAACCUUCUGAAAGCGAUGAUCAGCAUUUCGCGAGCCUGGUAUCACCCUCUGGAACACCUAGUGCAUGCAGUGGCUGCUCUUAAAGGGGCCGGGAAGACCAUGCUGUUGAAAGUCAAAGAAGUAAAGGAAAAAAAUCAAGAACUUCUAAGGGAAAUUAAGAAAAUUCUUGUCAGGGUUCAUCCUGGGGCUGAAGAAAAUGUCUACCCUGCUUGGAUGGGACUGGCAGAUGUGAGGUCAGCCAAUGAAGACACUCGCCAUUUUGCUCUUAGUAACCUUUUCAGAUGCUUGCAUAGUGAUACUUACAAGGUUGCUACUUAUCUUGAGAUUGUGAAGUGUCGAGUCACCCGUAACAACAACUGCUAA